Messenger RNA from Candoia aspera, 2494 nucleotides. Its product is annotated as cytochrome c oxidase assembly protein COX11, mitochondrial. Gene Ontology annotation, cellular component: mitochondrial inner membrane. Gene Ontology annotation, molecular function: copper ion binding. Bases 3 to 851 code for a protein of 282 amino acids. The transcript has 4 exons. Lineage: Eukaryota; Metazoa; Chordata; Lepidosauria; Squamata; Candoiidae. The record is from RefSeq and is a predicted model, not a curated record.
CAAUGCUGCUGGGUUUGACCUUGGCUACUCUCGCGAUAGUUGCUAAUCGCGCUCGCCGGACUGCGAAAGGCAGCCAAACAGAGAGAGAGAGUGUUCACGUGACAGGAAAAAGGAUGCCUUCGGGCGCGCGGGGCUUGGUGCUGGUGGCCCGAACGGUGGGAAGCUGGGGCUGGAGGCCGGUUAGGCUUUGUCACCGUGGCAAUAGCCAGGCAUUCCGCGGGGAGCAGCGCGGGAAGAGCUCCGAGGCGCUCGCGGCGUUUCGCCGGCAGCAGGAGCAGCAAUGGAAGCAACGCAACAGGACGGUGCUCACCUAUCUGGCGGCCGGCGCCGUGGGCAUGGCAGGCUUAUCCUACGCAGCCGUGCCGUUGUAUCGCCUUUAUUGCCAGGCUACCGGACUUGGUGGGUCAGCUGUAGCAGGUCAUAGUUCGGACCAGAUUGAGACCAUGGAACCUGUAAAAGACUGUAUCAUUAAAGUCACCUUCAACUCAGAUGUACAUUCAAGUCUUCAGUGGAAUUUCAAGCCUCAGCAGACUGAAGUUUAUGUGGUUCCAGGAGAAACUGCGCUGGCCUUUUAUAAAGCAAAGAAUCCCACUGAUAAACCAAUAAUUGGAAUAUCUACCUACAACGUACUACCACCUGAAGCUGGACAAUAUUUCAAUAAGAUACAAUGCUUUUGUUUUGAAGAACAAAGACUCAAUCCUCAUGAAGAAGUGGACAUGCCAGUAUUUUUCUUCAUUGAUCCUGAAUUUGUAGAAGACCCAAAGAUGGAGAGAGUGAAUUUGAUUACUCUUUCUUACACGUUUUUUGAAGCGAAAGAAGGAUAUAAACCACCACUUCCAGGUUAUAAUUAAUAGUAUAACAUGUAGACUCUGCAACAGAGAUCUCUCUUCAGUUCUCUAUUGAUGAUCCACUGACUGUGUAAAAAUAACCUCUUUAACCUAGGAAGAAGAUGCUGAACAAUUCAGGCAUUGUGUUUUAUGUGUUGAAUAUGCACUGAUGUGUCUUCUCUUUGGAGAUGUGAUUAAUCUUCACUUUAAAACCAAACUCGGAAUACAAAGAAAUGAUAUACAAAAAUAGGUCAUAUUGUUCAUUUCUCUCUCUCACUCACAGGAAGGUCUGUCCAAUUGCCAAUUUAUGACUGUCAUUUUAUAAUUUUUUUUAAAAAAAGCUUCAAUUUCACAGAGUUAUCUAAAAUAUUACUUAAUAGAUUAGUGUGUCAAAGGGGAAAACAGUAAAUUGUUUACUUUUGGGAGAUUUGAUGUCUAUUUAAUAAAUGCAGCAUUACUAGAUUUGACUUUACUUGUCUACCUUAAAUCAGAAGUAGCAUGAUCUGGUAAGCUUUGUAAGCUGUUUGAAUAAAUGUGCAGAGGAUAUCAUUGAAUGUGUUAUGUUAAAACUCAGUUGUUCUGUGCAGCAGCUUUUUAUUCUGAAAGCUAUAUUCACAUUUUUGAUGAGUUAUCUACAAGCCAAAAUAAAUAAUAUCAGCAACCUUUUUUGAAAGCCUGUUUUUAUCCCUCCCGUAAUAGUGUAAGUUAUUAUUAUUAUUUAUUUUAUUUUUAUCCCGCCUUUAUUAAACCUUUCCUCUUGAGUUCUUCUUCAGGGUAACAAAUUUACACUUUAAUUCUAUUAUUUCUGUUUCAUUAUCACCUUAAGUAACACACAACCAGGUCAAAAAAAGACUGAGCAGCUGUAUUUGUAUAACACGCUAAGCUUGAUUAGGUCUAACCUUGAUUUACCUUUUUCUGUGGCUUAGCAUAUUGCACAAAUCCACUGUUUUCUGCAAACUCAGAAAAUGGAUUAAAAUUCAAUAACCAGGUUAAAUUUGUUGUGCCAAUUUUUCAGUGUAGACGACGGUGCUCUGAUUUUCUCAUAAAUAUACCCGUGUUGGGGGGGGGGGGUUGAGAAAAUGAUUCUAUUAACAUGGGCUUUUAGCUUCAGUAAAUCUGAAUAGACCCCUGCCUGGAACAACCUGAGAAACUGCUUUUCCAAAAGAAAAAAAAAUGAACAUUACUGUAGAGGAUAGUAUGUAUUGAAAACCAUGCCAAGCAGUAUCGAAAAUAUAUUACAUUUCAAAAGUAGGGCUAUUUGUUACCACAAAUGGUUCACCUCACUGUGUGGUGGAAAUUGGGUGGGGAGGCAGAAAAUCCCCCCCAUAAAAACUUUAUAGGUUUGACAACGUUGCAAAGCACAUUUGCAUUGAAAAUAGGAGGCUAAGCCUAAGACUACUUAAUUUUGUAUUUCUCCCUACUUUUCUCUAUGCAUCUCCCUAAUGUUUAUGGAAGAUCCCUCAACAGUCCAGAGUAAAUCUGGGAGAGUGGAUCUGCUGUACCACAAAACCACUGCAGAAGCAAAUUUUGCAUUUUUAAUGAGUUGAACCUGAUGAAAUGUACUUAAGGUAGGAUAUGUAGGAUACACAUCUUAGAUUUGAAGUGUCUUCUGUUGAAUAGUUUGAUAAAUCACCUUAUAUACUAUACAUAAAACACAAGCUAACCAU